Melitaea cinxia (Glanville fritillary) is the source of this 1179-nucleotide messenger RNA. Its product is annotated as piggyBac transposable element-derived protein 3-like. The record is from RefSeq and is a predicted model, not a curated record. Bases 1 to 1179 code for a protein of 392 amino acids. The transcript is spliced from 2 exons. NCBI's taxonomy places the organism in Eukaryota, Metazoa, Arthropoda, Insecta, Lepidoptera, Nymphalidae.
AUGGACGAAGAUUUAUCAGAUGACGAACUUCGGAGGAACAGAGGCCAUCACCUGCCACCCCUACUAAUACCAGAAUCUGAUGAAUCUGACUCUGAUCCAGACGAUAACAUACUUUUGUCUCAAUUGGCCUCAUCUUCAACGAGGGCUUCUAGGGCUGAAAGACCGCGAUGGAGGGAUGGAUUUUUAGAAAGAGCUGAGUCCGAAUUGCAAUGUUAUUGGAAUGAGAACCUGGGGCACCCGAAGAUCAGUACAGUAAUGUCCUGUAAUCGUUUCGAAGAAAUUAAACGCUUUAUUCAUUUUAAUGAUAAUGCUUUGCAAAUACCAAAAGGCCAGACAGGACAUAACCCUCUCCAUAAAAUUCAACCGUUUUUGGACCACUUAAGGCAGAGGUUUUUGACAAUUCCCAAAGAAGAAUACAUGGCUGUUGAUGAACAAAUAAUACCAACCAAGAGUCGGUCAUCUAUGCGACAAUACAACCCCAAAAAACCUCACAAAUGGGGCUACAAAAACUUUGUGCUUAGCGGCAGCUCCGGAUUUAGUUACGAUUUCGAAAUUUAUACUGGAGCUCAAGGUUGUGUAGAGUCUGACAGUAAUUUACCGAAAAUUAGUACUUCUAGUGAUGUUGUAGUUCGUCUUUCAAGAACGAUACCUGAAGGAGCUAACUACAAGCUAUUUUUUGAUAACUGGUACACAUCAUUGCCGCUUUUGAUUUACUUAAAUAAAAAGGCGAUUUUACCUUUAGGCACAAUCAAAGCCAACCGUAUUCCGGGUUACAAGGUCCCAGCGGAAAAGGAUUUGAAAAAAUUGGGCAGAGGUGCAACUAUUGAAAAAUUAACCACUGUGGAUAAUACUGAUAUUUCAAUCGUAUCCUGGUAUGACAAUAGAGUUGUAAACCUGGCUUCAACGUACGUUGGCAGCACACCGGCAUCAGAGGUUCGUCGCUUUAAUCAAAAAGAAAAAGCAUACCAAAAUUUACCAUGUCCAAAGGCAGUGAUGACUUAUAACAGGCAUAUGGGUAGCGUGGACUUGUUGGACGCUCUUCUUGGGUACUAUAGGAUCCAAAUUAGGUCCAAGAAGUUUUACCAUCGCAUAUUUUUCCAUAUGAUAGAUAUGGUUACAGUCAAUGCGUGGUUGCUUUAUAGACGUGGGCUGGAUGAAACAGAACCAUAUCUGCCCUAA